Messenger RNA from Hippocampus comes (tiger tail seahorse), 3536 nucleotides. RefSeq names its product spectrin repeat containing, nuclear envelope family member 3 (gene syne3). The transcript has 18 exons. Lineage: Eukaryota; Metazoa; Chordata; Actinopteri; Syngnathiformes; Syngnathidae. The coding region runs from base 145 to 3435 and encodes 1096 amino acids. Gene Ontology annotation, cellular component: meiotic nuclear membrane microtubule tethering complex; nuclear outer membrane; cytoplasm. The record is from RefSeq and is a predicted model, not a curated record. Gene Ontology annotation, molecular function: actin filament binding. Gene Ontology annotation, biological process: nuclear migration.
UCUUUUUCCAGCCCAGGCGGCGAACGCUUCACUUCCUGUCUGUCUGCCCCAACUUCACAGAGUACAAAAUCUCCAACAGGACUGCGUCAAUUCACGCCUUGCUGUCAACUGAUGAACAGAAGACUGGCUGGAACUUGAUUGGUCAUGACUGAGCAGGAGCAGCAGACGUUUAUGGAAAGACUGGAAGUGGCACUCUCUUGGAUGAAGGAUGUGCAGGAGAGGCUGAGGGCAAAUGAUGACACCCAAGGGCCCUUGAAUGCCCUUGAAGCCAGACUCAGAGAGACUGAGAAAAUCCACCAAUCGGAGCAUGAAGGUCGUGUGAAGAUGGACAUGGCACUGGUCGCAUCUGAGCAUCUCCUGGAGAUAGGAGAUGAACAACUGAAGAGUCACAUCCAGGCUAAGCUCAAAGACUUGAAAAGCUGUUGGGAGGAAACCUGUACCUACAUCAUUCACUGCCACAGUCGGAUUGAGUGGGUGUGGCUCCACUGGAGUGAGUAUUUGAAGGCCCAGCAGGAGUUUUUGUUGUGGCUGAUGAGGCAGCAGCGUGAUUUGGACAUUGGUGUGGAGUUGCAACUGGGAUUGAAGGAAAAGCUGUGGAAAGUGGACCAACAGAGAGUGGUGGUGAGUGAUGUCCAUGGCCAGGAAGCUCUACUGGAGAGGCUGCUGGACGAAGCUGCUGUGCUGCACAACAGAACUCAAGACCCCAGUGUGGAGCCCCAAGUACAGGAGAAACUGCAGCAGGCCUACAAUGACAUCAGGGACAAGGUUGAGGAUCGUCUGUCACUGCUUCAAGCGAUAGCUGAGGAGCACCAGACUUACCAAGGCAGUGUUCACCAAUUUCAGUUAUGGCUCCUGUCAAAAACCAAGGAGCUGACAGAUCUUAUGGAGAAAGACGACACAACAGAGAACAAGCUGCAAGCUUUAAAAGCCCUUGAUGACAUUGUAGCCAGUGAGGAAAAAACUCUGCAAUAUAUAGAGGGUGUUGCUGAAACUGUCAGAGUGAAGACGUCACCUGCUGGAGCAGAGGUGGUAGUAGAGGAGGCUGAAGAGCUCAGGCUCGGUUGGCAAAGAUUAAGGCAAGGCCUAUGUGAGGUUGAGGAGAGUCUGCACAACACCAUGUCUUCACACGGAGAGUACAUGUCAAGAUGCCAGCGACUGGACGAUGAUAUUGGUUGCCUCAGAUUACGACUCCACGGACUAAACCAGGAACUCGAGGAGGAUCAUGAUGUUUGCGAUGGGGCUGAUUGCAGUGAAGAGCAGAUGAUGGGCCAGUGGAGAAAAUACGAGGGUGUGAGAAAGGCUCUGGUGGAGGAGGAGUCCCAAGUGGACCACCUUAAGUUACAGCUCAAGGAACUGUUCAGGUUCUCAGAGGACUCAUGCCACAUUUCUGAUGAUGUACUUGGUGUGGUUAAAGAACAUCAGAGUGUGAAAUGCAAAGCUGCAAAAUUGUGCUCCGAGUCUGAAUCUGGCCUCAGAAACACACUCAGGAACCCAUUGCUGUUCUUUGCACAUUGGAGGAGAAUGGUCUCUCAGGUUUUGGAGGCUUCUGCUGAGGUUACAGACUUCUCACACAUUGUCCUGCUGGUUCAAAAUAUUGAGCGCCUGUUGAAGGACAGUAUCCAACUGCAGGACCGUUUGAAUCAGCUGAAGACAAAGGGUGACUUGCUCGGCUCUUUGUUUGGUCCUGAAAGGUCUGAUGAUCUGCAGAGUGAGCUGAGUACUGCUAUAAGGAACAGAGAACUAAUGCAUGUUCAGCUUCUACAAAGAAAGGGAAGACUCGAGGGCUUAAUUUCAAGAACAAAGGACUUUGGAGAGGCCUACAUUUUGGUUCGCUCCAAGCUGACAAGUCUCAGAGAUGCAAUGACUGCAACUAAAGGGCUUCUGCCUGACAUCCUGGCUAAGAAAAGUCAAGCCGACCAAUUCAGGGUGAUUCAAAAGGACCUGGAAGACUGUGAAGCCCCCAUCAAAGCUCUUGAAAAUCUCAUAUCAGGCUGUCAGAGCAACCAGACUCAGUUUGAACAAUUGUUUACUGACUGGAAAUACCUUAAGAAGACAGUUGAGGUCAAUCUGCACGAGAGUGAGAAGAGUAUUGUAGAUCAUGCACAUUUCCAUGACAAUUUCCUAAACAUAGAGAAAUGGUGUAUUGUCAUGAAGCAGAAGCUGGAGUCCUUCAAGAUCCCUACUGGAGAGUGGAGCUUAGAAAGUCGCGAGGAUGAGGCACAGAGAGCACUUGGAGAGUUUCCGGAGAAGAAGAUCCAGCUACAACAGAUGGAGAUACUGGCUGAGGCUGUUUUAAAAAGGACUUCGGAGGAAGGAAGAGUCCACAUUGUGGGGGAUAUGAAGCGUCUUCAAGGUUUAUGGUUGGCGUUGUACACCAUGAGUCUCAAUAUUCACAGGCUCCUGAAUGGCUCCAUAAAUGAGACACUAUCAACCCAGACAGAGAUCAGUUUUGAGGAAGUGGACAAUGGAUGCACUGAUCAUACUGAAAAUCAACUCAUCCUGCCUGGAAUACAGGAUGAGCAUCUCAAAUUAUCAGGAAAAGGCAUGGGCAGCCGCAGUUCUUAUGUUGGAGAUGUCGAUGAUUUGUCUGUUGGGACUGUUCUCACUCAAGCAGGUCAGCAGCCUCUUGCCGAAGACUCUCCAGUGGAUACAAAUCUUAACAGUGAUAUAUCAAGAGGGCAUGACAGUCAUACCAUGAACACAGCUAGCGAAGGAGCAGCUAUGGUUCUCAGUCAUCAGGAGGCUACAAUGAGCCCAGAAGAAGGAGGUAUGACGAUGAAAGAGAGCCUGAGCCAAGGUGGAGGGGUUUUCAUGCUUUUCAGACAUGAUCCAGCCAAUCAGCAAGUCAGCACAUCAACUCAAGGAACAAUGAUGGAUACAGAUCAAUAUCAGUCCAAGAAAAGAGAGUUUGAGGCCUGGCUCUGCAGAGAGAAUGAACUGCUUUCAGGGAUCCUUAACACCAAGAGAGCAACGCGCAAGUGCAAAGAAUUCACGAUGCAACAGGACACACUAAGCGCCCUGAGGUCAGGGGUAACAUGGGGUCAGGAGCAGUUCCAACUUUUGCUUCAGGGAAGUGGCGUUAAAAAGAGUGGAUCAGGUCAAGCAGCGGACACGAGUCUAGAAGAACUUCGUUACCGCUGGAUGCUCUACAAGUCCAAGCUAAAAGCUGCCGGUGACCUCCAGACCAGGCUCAGGUCGAAGAAAGUCACCGACAAACAAAGGAUGCCUGCGACUGGAGCAACAGUUUAUAAGAAACCAGGUUUGCUGCAGCGGGUGUGUCGAGUGGCUCUUCCUCUCUGGCUCCUCUUCCUGGCUUUCCUGCUGCUGGCCUUUCUCCUGCCCCUCAUGGACGAAGGCAACAGCUGCUCCAUCUCCAAUAACUUCGCAAGAUCUUUCAGUGUUAUGCUGCGCUACUCUGGGCCACCGCCUACAUAGAUGGAACUCAGCCCGCUUUCUACCGCACAUUCUUGUUUCUCAACAAACGUACUCACCUACUUUUUAUCUGAAGAAGAAGAGACAACUAAGACAUUCUGAAA